AUGGCGGCUUCAUAUACGUCCUAUGACGCCUGGACUGCUCUUGCUCAUGCCUUCUCAAACCGAUCGCAGUCUAGAAUUAUGUCACUCCGAGAACGUCUUGGUUCAAUCCGCAAUAUGAAUGAUGAAUUGGCCCUCAAUGGUCAUCCUAUCGACAAUCUUGAAAUGGUUAUACAUGCCUUGAAUGGUCUCAGACCGACCUUCAGGGACUUUACUACUGUUAUUCGUAUUCGCACUCGUGACUCAUCAAUCGCCUUCAAUGAAAUCUAUGACAAAUUGGUGGAUUUUGAGAUGUUUUUGCAGCGAGAAGAACAAAUCUCGACACCAGCUCCCAUCACUGCCAACCUUACACAAUGUCAUUACAACGACUACAAUCGAGGAUGCCACCACACCGGUCGCAACAAUCAUCACCAUAACCAUGAUUCACAAAGUCGUAAUAACUAUAAUGAUCAUGAUCAAACUUUUCCCAACACUAGGAAUCCAACAUCCAACAAUAUUGUCAUAUGUCAAUAUUGUGAAAAAAUUUGCCACACAGCAAAAUAG
Messenger RNA from Lathyrus oleraceus (garden pea), 540 nucleotides. RefSeq lists its product as uncharacterized. The transcript has a single exon. The record is from RefSeq and is a predicted model, not a curated record. Bases 1 to 540 code for a protein of 179 amino acids. Lineage: Eukaryota; Viridiplantae; Streptophyta; Magnoliopsida; Fabales; Fabaceae.